Molecule: messenger RNA, 1219 nt
Organism: Symsagittifera roscoffensis
Lineage: Eukaryota; Metazoa; Xenacoelomorpha; Acoela; Convolutidae
Exons: 3
Coding region: 163-1113 (316 amino acids)
Source: RefSeq, a predicted model, not a curated record
ACGUGCGGUUUGAAUAUAAAAUUAGACUACAAAAAUUAAAGAACAUUUUUUUGUUCUAAGUUUCAACUUAAAUCUCAGUCAAUUGAAUAAACAAAGUGAUGUCCCAUUAUCAACUGUAUUAUUGAUAUAGAGACUCUCCAAUUCACCAAACUAAAAGCCAAAAUGUCUGAUACUUUGAACAAUUUGGCUGAAACCAAUAUUGACGACAUUGAUGCAGAAUUCUCAACCGAUCAUUCAAUUGACCCUCCGAGUGAAACUGCAAAAACGGUGGCAGUUGAACCGAGGUAUCUGACUCCUCUAAAAAGUCCAAACUUGUCCGGAUCUUCAAGUUGCAAAUACGUUGAUGAUUCGGCUACUGGGUAUGAAAGCACAGCUGGAUAUGGAUAUAGUUCGUACGAUGAAUUGAGGAUAGAUGAAUACGUCGAAUAUGUCGAAGACAAAUACGACGAGCCAAUUGAAAUUCCAGGAGGAAACGUACGAGAUAAUAACAUCCCGCAAAAGGAAAAGAAUAGAAAAACUCAAAAACAAUCUAGAAGUCAAGAGAAAACAGAGCAGAAAGGAUUGGAGCGAGAAAAAUGGCCGGUGUUCAAGCUGCCCAAAAUGUAUCCAGUCUCAUUUUUUGUAGGAUCUGCUUUGGCUCUGUUUUUGGUGGUUUCGGCGGCAUUUGGGUUUUCUGUGCUCUUAUCCGGUCUUGAUGAUGAUCUAGUGAAACUAAAGAGUGAUGGAAUUACUCUAAAUUCAUCUUUGAUGAACUUGACUGCUAUGACAAUGAUCGUACCCCAAAAGAUUGAUCAGCUUCGUUUUGAUAUUGCCGCGUCUAACAUCUCUGUCCAGAAAUUGAAGAAUACUUCUGAAGCUCUGACGUCAUCAGUUUCUGACGUGGAUGAUCAGCUGAGAAAAUUGACAUCUUUUCUUCAAAUAACUUCAGCAAAUUUAACAGUUUUGCAAAACGAAUUCGCUUCAAAUACAGAACAACUAACGAGAGUAAAUGGAAUCGUGUCGCAGAUGGAAUACAACUUGACUGAGAUGUUUUUUGAGGUGAACUGUUUAAACGCAACUGUCAUUGCAAAACAAGAAAACACAUCUGUCUCACCUAUUGCCUGCACGCAAUAAGAUACGAUGAAAACUAACCGAUCAAAAACUAAGAUGCUUCUUGACCAGAUGCGGAUCUAAUAUUUUCUCGAGGAAGGGGGGAGGGGCGUUCUUUUGGCAGUUUUUG